CGGUGGCUAGAUUUUCGGCGGUGUAAACGGGGCUGAUCGUGAGAGACAAAGAAAAAAAGAAGGAAGUUUCGCCGGCGGGGCAAAAACGUUGAUCCUUUGGCCAUUACAGCUGGCGAUGGUUGGCAGUUGUUGUUGUUGAUGUUGGUGGUGGUAGCGAUGUAAUUGUACAACACACUUUAACGUGAGCUCAACUACAAAAAAUUUACCACUUUUUGCCACGUGUUCUCCUCCAUGACACGCCGCGUGUCAGGUUGUUCAACUCUUGGUUGGACUUCAACUUGGACUUGGGGAGUCUCUUGGACCCCCGCCCCACACACAAACACUGUAACACCCUUCCUUCUGUUUCCCUUCUCUUGCCUUGCUUUGCUUGCUCUCACUGCUUUUAGUUUUAUUGAUGAUCAGACAGAUAAAGACCCCCACCCCCCAUUUACUACCCCUCCAAUCCAGCUUUUUUUUUGCCUUCAAUUCCUUCACCCAUUUCUUGAGAAAUUACUCAAAGCCAUCUCUCUCUCUCUCUCUCUCUCUCUCUCUCUCUUGCAUUAUUAAUUUCCACACUCCAUAUUACAUACAUAUAUAUUAUAAUAAUAAUAAUAAAUAGUACUUGCACUGUGUGAUCUUUGAAUAAUAUAGAGCUGGAUUCGAGGACUUCUUUUUUCAGGUUUCAGCUUCUCUGGGGUAAAGGGACAGACCCAAAAUGCAAGGCAAAAUAAAAGGUGGAGAAAUAUAUAUAGUAAUCAUGGAGAGGAGGAAAGAAAGGUUAAAUUUUUUCUUUUAUUUUUAUGGUCUCUCUCUGCAAGUUCUGAGAUGAAUUCACGUGAAGUAUACGCUGUAAUGUCCGUGAGUUUUGCGAGCAAAGAGUCCGAGAAACGAUGUCUCUGAAACCUCAACCACACCACCACCAUAUUGGGUGCCUCCAUUUCAUGGAUUCUCAAAAGCUUAAUCGCCAUUGGAGCUUUUCUUAUUCCUAUUUUCAGAGUUCUGGAAUUGGGUCUCUCUCUCUCUCUCUCUUUUCUCUCCCUUUCACUCCCAAAGUUCUUGAAAAUGAGCUAGCUAGUCAAAAGAGAAUGUUUUAAAGAUCUGGAAAUGGCGGAUUUUUUAUGGAUGGAGAUGUUUCUGCAUUUUGGGUAUUUUAGGCUUGGUUUUUUCUAGCAUAGUUAUAGAUCUUCAAGAUCUGGGUUUGUGAAAAAAGAGUGUAAUAUCCAGGUAGUAAAAUAAAGCUACCGCCAAAACAGCAAAACCCAGAGAUAGAAAAAUAAAAGCAGAGAUAAAGAGCCAAAAAAAAAAAAAGUGAUCUUUUUUUUUGGCUCUUCUAGUUUGUUUACCAAAGAUUCUCCUAUUCUUCAAAGAUUCCUAAACUCUCAUUGAAAUUUUUUUUUUUUUUUUUUUUUUCACUUUCCUGAUCUCAUGUCACUGUUUAUGGUAAUCACACCAAACAGAUCAAACCUUUCAUCAUCUGAAAACAAAACUACUUCAAUCCCCUAAAUCUAUUGAAAGAUUCUUUGUAUUUAUUUCUCUGAUGGAACAGCUUGUUGGGGUUGUACAUUCAAGGUACUACUAUUCUCACUUUUUCUGGGUGCUAAUGGUUUUCUCUGUAGUUUCUUCUUCUUUUCCUAUGGUCCAAUCGGGGGAUUUAGAAGCUCUUCUGAGCUUGAAAUCCACAAUCGAUCCAUUAAACUCUCUUCCAUGGAAUGGAAACGAGGUUUGUCAAUGGAAAGGAGUGAAAGAAUGCAUGAAUGGGAGGGUCUCAAAGCUUGUGUUGGAGUAUUUGAACUUGACUGGCAUUUUGCAAGGGAAAAUCUUGAACCAGUUGGAUCAACUCCGAGUGCUCAGCUUCAAAGGAAACUCCAUUUCCGGCCAAGUCCCUGAUCUUUCCGGCUUAAUUAACCUGAAAUCUCUCUUCCUCAACGAUAACAAUUUCUCCGGUGAGUUUCCCACUUCUCUAACAGAACUUCACCGCUUGAAAGUCAUCGUACUCGCCGGAAACCGUAUUUCAGGCCAUAUUCCGGUGUCUCUGCUCAAGCUUCGCCGUUUAUACGUACUCUACUUGCAAGACAACUUGCUAACCGGAAAAAUCCCACCUUUGAACCAGACCAGUCUCCGAUUCUUCAAUGUUUCUAAUAACAAACUCUCCGGCGAGAUUCCGGUGACCUCAUCUCUGGUUCGGUUCAAUACUUCAUCAUUCGCCGGAAAUGGAGGACUCUGCGGCGAACAGGUUCACGUUCCGUGCAAAAGCGGUAUUGGGUUUCCAUUUCCUCCAUCAAUGAGUCCCUUAGAACCUCCACUGUCGAGCUCCAAAAGCUCCUCAAACCGUUCAAAAUUGAUCAAGAUCAUCGCUGGAAGCGUAGGUGGGUUUGUUCUCAUUCUCAUCUGCUUACUCCUGCUGUGUCUAUUUUGCCGGAAGAGUGGCCGGAGAGAGGUAUCCGGCGAGGAGAAGAACAAAGGGAUUGCCGGAACAGAGGAAACAGAGAGAGGAGGAGAAGAAGGAGGAGGUGGCAGAACAGGUAAUAAUGGUGGAAAACAAGGCGGGUUUUCCUGGGAAGGAGAGGGAUUAGGGAGUUUGGUGUUCUGCGGAGCAGGGGAUCAGCAAAUGAGUUAUAGCUUAGAAGAUUUGCUCAAGGCUUCGGCGGAGACAUUAGGGAGGGGUAUUAUGGGAAGUACAUAUAAAGCUGUGAUGGAGUCCGGAUUUAUUGUAACGGUGAAGAGGCUUAAGGACGCUAGAUAUCCACCGUUGGAUGAAUUCAGGAGACAGAUGGACGUUCUUGGUAAGCUCAGGCACCCUAAUCUGGUCCCACUCAGGGCUUAUUUCCAGGCUAAAGAGGAACGUCUUCUUGUAUAUGAUUACUUCCCCAAUGGCAGCCUUUUCUCUCUUAUUCAUGGUUCAAGAACUACAGGAGGUGGAAAGCCUCUUCACUGGACAUCAUGCCUUAAAAUAGCUGAGGACUUAGGGAGUGGUUUGCUCUACAUCCACCAGAACCCUGGCUUAACUCAUGGAAACUUGAAAUCCUCGAACGUCUUAUUAGGUUCCGAUUUUGAGUCCUGCUUAACAGAUUAUGGUCUCACUUCGUUCCGAGAUCCUGAUUCACUAGAAGAACCUAGUGCAACAUCUCUAUUCUAUAGAGCCCCCGAAUGUCGUGACAUAAGAAGACCAUCCACUCAACCAGCCGAUGUAUACAGCUUUGGUGUCCUCAUAUUGGAGCUCCUAACAGGGAAAACUCCAUUCCAAGACCUUGUUCAAGAACAUGGUUCGGAUAUUCCUAGGUGGGUUCGAUCAGUUCGUGAAGAGGAGACAGAGUCCGGGGAUGAACCUGCCUCGGGCAAUGAGGCAUCAGAGGAGAAACUCCAAGCACUUUUGAACAUAGCAAUGCUCUGUGUCUCACUUGUACCAGAAAAUAGGCCUACGAUGAGAGAGGUCUUGAAAAUGAUAAGAGAUACAAGAUCAGAAGCUCAAGUUUCAUCCAACAGUAGUGAUCACUCUCCAGGAAGAUGGUCAGAUACCGUCCAAAGCUUGCCUAGAGAAGAACAUUUAAGCAUUUGAGUGCUGAAAAAAUUUAUGCUUUACAUUUUUUUUUUUUUUUUCCAAAUUUGAGUCUGAUUCUUCUUCUGUUAGGCAAUUAUAGCCAUUGUAGAGUCUGAGUAGUGUAAAGGGUUUUUGAGAUUUGUAUUCUUAUUCUUCUUGUUACUUGUUAGCCUGCUGAUGAUGAUCAGGUUUCGGACAUCUAGUUUGCAGCCUAUUAGAUUCAACAAAAAUCUGAUAUGAGCUCAGAUUUUCUUUGAUACACUACAUUGAAUUGUUCCCCAUCAUUAAAAAAUAUUGGAACUUUUUGUUUUUGUA
Ziziphus jujuba (common jujube) is the source of this 3832-nucleotide messenger RNA. RefSeq names its product inactive leucine-rich repeat receptor-like serine/threonine-protein kinase At1g60630. Gene Ontology annotation, molecular function: protein binding; ATP binding; protein kinase activity. The record is from RefSeq and is a predicted model, not a curated record. The transcript has 4 exons. Gene Ontology annotation, biological process: protein phosphorylation. NCBI's taxonomy places the organism in Eukaryota, Viridiplantae, Streptophyta, Magnoliopsida, Rosales, Rhamnaceae. The coding region runs from base 1517 to 3535 and encodes 672 amino acids.